UAUUGUUCUGUAGAAACUAUGCAUACUCGGAGAAAUAUGGUCUCCCACUCCAUCCCAAUGUCGUACCCAACCACGCUUCAAGGGGCACAACCCGGUUCCAACCUCCGCUAUCGUUUCUCGAAUCUCUCUCUCUCUCUCUCUCUCUCUCUCUCGUAUACGACGCUUAUCAUCCGCCUCCGCUGCAGCGCCGGCUCCGACGAGGCACGGCCGUAACUUCCGACGAGUAAUUUGUGGAAGGAGAUUCCAGAAGAAAGGGAACAGCUGGUGAAGGAUGGAUGGAAUGCUCAAUAUAAAGAAAUGGGCAGUAAUAUACCCCAUCUAUAUAAACUCAAAAAAGACGGUUGCCCAAGGCCGCCGAAUCAGUGUUGCAAAAGCAUGUGAGAACCCCACCUGCAUUGAGAUUGGUGAUUGUUGCAACUAUCUCAAGCUUCCCUUUGCCAUUGAGUUGGAUAAGGCAUACCCUCGAGACUUCAUGCAAAGAGGGAGGGUCAGGGUGCUGCUGAAAAGGGAGGAUGGGUCUCUGUGUAAUCCUGCAAUUGGUACAAAAAAGCAGCUGAUGCUCCAAAUUGCAGAGUUGGUUCCCAAACACCAUGGAAGGACUAAGAAACAGGAGUCUGUGAGUACGUCAGAUGCAGGGCCAUCAAAAUCUCGAAAGGGUGGAAAGAAGAAAAAAUAAAAAUAUGCAAACGGAAUAUUUUACAAAAUGCCUCUUACCUGACAUCACUUUCUUCGGAAGUUUUACAUUCUAAUGGUGUACUUCUCUUUUGGGAAAACUUAAAUUUCCUAGCAAAAUCAGUUAGCUCUUUUGCUGGUCUCCCUGACAACUCCUAGUCCAUUGUAUACUGAUUUCAACUUAAUAGUCUUCAAUUUUGUUGCCCUCAAGUUUUCAAGACUUUUUCUUGUUUUCAGACUUGAAACCACAGCUUGAUCUUGAUUUUGGUAUAUUUUGACAGAACAUGAUUUUUUCGUAAAA
This is a messenger RNA of Elaeis guineensis (African oil palm), 973 nucleotides long. Its product is annotated as signal recognition particle 19 kDa protein. The record is from RefSeq and is a predicted model, not a curated record. Gene Ontology annotation, molecular function: 7S RNA binding. NCBI's taxonomy places the organism in Eukaryota, Viridiplantae, Streptophyta, Magnoliopsida, Arecales, Arecaceae. Gene Ontology annotation, cellular component: signal recognition particle, endoplasmic reticulum targeting. Gene Ontology annotation, biological process: SRP-dependent cotranslational protein targeting to membrane, signal sequence recognition; SRP-dependent cotranslational protein targeting to membrane.